AUGGCACCAAAGGCUGAGAAAAAACCCGCAGAGAAAAAACCAGCUGCCGAAAAGGCUCCCACCGCCGAGAAAUCAUCAAAGGCCGGGAAGAAACUUCCCAAGGACGGCGCCGCCGCAGCCGGAGACAAGAAGAAGAAGAGGGCAAAGAAGUCAAUUGAGACUUACAAGAUCUACAUUUUCAAGGUGCUGAAACAGGUUCACCCUGAUAUCGGAAUUUCAAGCAAAGCCAUGGGUAUCAUGAACAGUUUCAUCAACGACAUUUUUGAGAAGCUUGCUCAGGAAUCUUCUAGACUUGCAAGGUACAAUAAGAAGCCGACUAUUACUUCACGGGAAAUUCAAACCGCCGUCCGAUUGGUCCUUCCCGGUGAAUUGGCUAAACAUGCUGUUUCUGAGGGUACUAAGGCUGUUACCAAAUUCACUAGCUCUUGAGAUUUGAUAGGUUUUUGCUCUGUUUUUAUCUUUUGGUUUCUGGUGCGUUUAUGAGUUCAAUUAGAGUUUGGUGAUGUAAAGAGGAAAAAUUGGCUAACUUUUAGUGUAAUAUUUUAUAGUUCUGCAUCUGUAACCAAAACUGGUAGUUAUGCUAAUU
Messenger RNA from Nicotiana attenuata, 586 nucleotides. RefSeq names its product histone H2B-like. Lineage: Eukaryota; Viridiplantae; Streptophyta; Magnoliopsida; Solanales; Solanaceae. The record is from RefSeq and is a predicted model, not a curated record. Gene Ontology annotation, molecular function: protein heterodimerization activity; structural constituent of chromatin; DNA binding. Gene Ontology annotation, cellular component: nucleosome. Bases 1 to 429 code for a protein of 142 amino acids. Gene Ontology annotation, biological process: nucleosome assembly. The transcript has a single exon.